Lactuca sativa (garden lettuce) is the source of this 1992-nucleotide messenger RNA. NCBI's taxonomy places the organism in Eukaryota, Viridiplantae, Streptophyta, Magnoliopsida, Asterales, Asteraceae. The record is from RefSeq and is a predicted model, not a curated record.
AUGGAUGGUGAUGUGAGUUCAGAUCCAAUGGAAGGGGUUGAGAAUAAGGAGCAAUCUACUCCCAUAAAUGUAGAUGUUGAUGAACAACCAACUCCUCAAAAUCAUAUUCCAAGUGAAAAUGCAGAAAUGCACGCGGGAGAAGAGGAAAUAGUAAUGAAACGAAAACGAAAAAAAACAUCAAAGGCAUGGUACGGUUUCACUAUAGUGACUCUAUCUAAUGGUACCAAAAAAGCUCAGUGUAUUCAUUGUAAAACAAAGUUAACUUAUGGUGAUAGCGGGACUACAUCAACCUUAAAAAGGCAUUUGGCUAUAUGCAAACCACAUAAGGAUUACGAAGAAAAACAGAAUUUAUUGAAUUUUCCACUUAUUAAAUUUGAUGGAGAUGCAGGACAUGAGAAGCUUCCUUCAUUGAUCAGGCCUGAUGCAAAGUAUGAUGGUAACAAAAUGAGAGAAGCAAUAGCUACUUGGGUGUUAGGUACUGAGCAACCUUUUUCUGUUGUGGAGGAUGAUUUAUUUGUGCAUAUGAUGAAGACAGCUACUCCAUUAUUUGAGAAAACAAACAGGACUUCAACCAAAGCAGAUUGUUUUAAGAUAUAUGAGCAUGAGAAAAAAACACUGAAAGCUCUUACAAAAGCGGCCUCAAAAAUCAGUUUGACCACUGAUUGUUGGAAGUCAUCUCAUCAGAAGAUUGAGUACAUGGUUAUCACAGGGCACUUUAUUGAUCAUAAUUGGAGAUUACAAAAACGUGUCUUGAGUUUUGUACAUGUUCCUCCUCCUCGUACCGGACUUGAUAUUGCUGAUGGUAUUUAUAAAUGUUUGAAGCAUUGGGAAAUUGAGGACAAGAUAUUCACGAUAUCUGUAGACAAUGCUGCAUACAAUGAUAGGGCGUUGAGAAGACUGAAAGAAAUUUUUUCUAGAGUGAGAAAACUCACAUGUGGUGGGAGAUUGUUUCAUGUUAGAUGUUGUGCACAUAUUUUGAAUCUUCUUGUGAAAGAUGGUCUUGCUAUGAUUGAUUCUGUUAUCAGGGAAGUUCGUGAGGGUAUCAAAUAUAUUAACAAUUCUGAGGCGAGACUUCAAACAUUUUCAAAUAUUGCACAUCAACUACAAAUACAAGAUAGAAAGUUGUUGCUUGAUGUUCCAACACGAUGGAAUUCAACCUAUGAUAUGUUGUCGGUUGCAUUAAAAUUUAAAGAUGUUUUCCCAAGAUUUGCGGAGUACGAGCCACAUUUCCAUCACCUGCCUAAUGAUGAGGAGUGGGUGCAUGUGGAGAGUGUAUGCACAAAUGUCAUUUCUGGAAGUGAUUAUCCAACAUCCAAUCUGUAUUUGAUUGAGGUGUUUAGAGUAAAAGAAACUUUGGAUAAAGGUUCUCUAUCAAAAAAUGAUUUUAUUAAGACUAUGGUGACUAAGAUGAAGGAGAAGUUUGACAAAUAUUGGGGGGAGUGCCAUCUUGUCAUGGCUAUAGCUUCAGUGUUAGAUCCAAGAUUUAAAAUGAAGUUAGUAGAAUUUAGUUUCCCAACCAUAUACUCCAAUGCUGAAAAGAACAUUGAAGAAGUGAAGAAAGCACUUUAUGAAAUGUAUGAAGAGUAUUUGGAAAUACAUGAUGCAUCAGUCCGAGAAGCUGCAACGCCUGCAAAUGGAUGUGGAGGAAAUGAAGUGUCAAAAACAUCACUCGGGUCCGGAUGGGAGGCUUUUGGGGAGUUUAUAAAAAAUACAGAUUUGGAGAGACCAGAAAAGUCAGAAUUAGAUAUGUAUUUGGAAGAAGGUGUUUAUAGGGACCCGAGACAAAAAGGAAUGGAUUCAUUCAAGGCUUUGGAGUGGUGGAAUGUUCAUAAAUUGAAGUACCGUGUUUUAUCAAAGAUGGUUAUGGAUGUGCUUGCGAUCCCGAUUUCUACCGUUGCAUCUGAGGCAACAUUUAGUGCUGGGAAGGAGGAAAUGCCCAUUGAGGUUUUAUUACCUACAGGGACAAAUUUUGCUGGAUUGAAUUUGCUUUAA